Tachysurus vachellii is the source of this 1501-nucleotide messenger RNA. It is a transcript of the gene nudt21, whose product is annotated as nudix hydrolase 21. Gene Ontology annotation, cellular component: mRNA cleavage factor complex. The coding region runs from base 157 to 843 and encodes 228 amino acids. The transcript has 7 exons. Lineage: Eukaryota; Metazoa; Chordata; Actinopteri; Siluriformes; Bagridae. The record is from RefSeq and is a predicted model, not a curated record. Gene Ontology annotation, molecular function: mRNA binding.
UGACAUACAUACACACGCCGGAAGUAGUUUUACGGCAAAGAGCGGUGUUUUCAUUUUGCCUCGAAUAGCUUUGUUCAUUUUAAUAGCAAUAAAACAUUCAGUGCACAACAACGUAGAUUUUCUAAAGUGCAUAUACGUUAAUCAUCUACGAAAAGCAUGUCAGUUGUUCCUCCGAAUCGCUCGUCUACCGGCUGGCCGCGCGGAGUUAAUCAAUUCGGAAACAAAUACAUUAGCCCACCGGCUAAACCGCUAACCCUGGAGAGGACCAUCAACCUAUAUCCUCUGACCAAUUACACGUUUGGCACGAAAGAGCCUCUGUAUGAAAAGGACAGUUCGGUGGCCGCCAGGUUUCAGCGCAUGAGAGAGGAGUUUGAAAAGAUCGGGAUGAGGCGCACGGUGGAGGGAGUGCUGAUUGUACACGAACACAGACUGCCUCAUGUCCUGCUGCUGCAGCUCGGAACCACAUUCUUCAAACUGCCUGGUGGAGAAUUAAACCCAGGAGAGGAUGAGGUAGAGGGCUUAAAGCGGUUGAUGACAGAGAUCUUGGGGCGUCAGGACGGUGUGAAGCAGGACUGGGUGAUUGAUGACUGCAUUGGAAACUGGUGGAGGCCGAAUUUUGAACCACCACAGUACCCCUACAUUCCAGCACACAUCACUAAGCCCAAAGAACAUAAGAAGCUAUUCUUAGUGCAGUUACAAGAGAAAGCAUUGUUUGCCGUACCAAAAAACUACAAGUUGGUGGCAGCCCCCUUGUUCGAGCUUUAUGACAAUGCUCCUGGAUACGGGCCCAUUAUAUCCAGCCUCCCUCAGUUACUCAGCAGGUUUAACUUUAUCUACAACUGAUGGGCGCACAGCUCGCAAGGCUGUCUCUGUGAGUGCAGUCACAACAUGAGAGAAAAUAAACGGACUGGGGAUGAGAGCUACUUUCUCUGACCUGGAACCAGAGGAGAAUUGGCUAUUGUCCAAUGCUGUUUUGAAAUUUCAUGUACUUGUCCUGUGUUUUUUUUUGUCUAUUUUCGGGUUGCUGCAUUGCAAUUUUAGAGUUUAGUAUUAAAUUACUUAUUCAUUUACCUAAAUGCCUCUGUUUUAUGUUAAGUACAGUACAUGCAAUGCCUUUACUAAAUAAAAUGUGAUUCAGGAUUUUUUUUAACUUUCACUUUGUUUUUUUUUUUUAUAAUAAACUGCCAUCGUAAGAUUGAGUAAUUUGAUUAUUUGACCUGUGAAUGAAAAAUUAAGGAUUGUGUUGUCUUCAUGUAUUGGUGAUUCUCUUCCUUGUGCAUGUGUAUACAUCUUUUGAAAGUAUGAAUCAUUACAUUUACCCUCUUUUUAAUGUGCUUUUGUCCACAUGGCCUUGUCCUUUCCUCCUCGGGAGAAUCCACAGUGGCAUGUUAAGGGUCAUGCCAUUAUUCUGUAAGCUCAAGUAAAGUUUUUUUUUUUUUUAUUUUAUUUUAUUUUUUUAUUGAAAAAUCAACAAUCACAAAUACAAGAAUGUAUACAGAAA